AUGACAACUCAACUCACUACUCUCACCCAGUUCCUCCGCGAUUUUCGACCGCGAAACCAACUCAUUGUAAUCGCAGUAACAAGCGCCGCCCUCGGUAUUCCAGUACUGAGCAUCGCCAUCGAGGACUACCGCGGGUAUAUCGCCCUCGGGCCUGGCGGACCACCUCACAAUGUUAUCGGAUGGUUCGGGCAGAUUCUGCUGAAGCCGUUCAAGAAGGAGCCCUUUCAUACAAGCUGUUAUGAUAAGAAAGCGUUCCAAAAAGCAGGUCCUAACGGGAGUGUUGCUUUCUUGAAGGGAGAGGAUGUUCCUGCUCGAGAGGCACCAAGACCGACAGUUGGGAGUUGGACAGCGCCGAGUCGACAACUGACAGACCUAGCGAGUAAGGACAUAAUUGACCGAUAUCAAUCCUUCCUCUCCUCGCUCGCAUCAGAGUCACCUUCCAAGCUCAAAAUCGCAACAUCUGUCGUCGAGCGACACGGCCAAGCUCUCUUCGUAGCUUCAGAGAACCCAAGUCAUCCAAUUGCGAAGAGAAUGUAUGGGGAAAUCGGACAUAUGCAUGGCAGUGAUGGUUCGAUGCAUCUCAACUUGGCGCCUCGGGAUGCCAAGUUGGUGCUGGAGAAGGGUUGGGGUCAACGCCAUCCCCUAGGCGGUACUAUUUUGUAUUUGGGAGAUGUUAUGAUUUACGCUCCGAGAAAUGAGGAGGAGCUUGAGGUUGUUAAGAGAAUUACGAGGGGAGCUGCUAAGUUUAUGCUUGGAGAAGAGUCUUGA
Molecule: messenger RNA, 768 nt
Organism: Fusarium pseudograminearum CS3096
Lineage: Eukaryota; Fungi; Ascomycota; Sordariomycetes; Hypocreales; Nectriaceae
Exons: 2
Coding region: 1-768 (255 amino acids)
Source: RefSeq, a predicted model, not a curated record